Molecule: messenger RNA, 3296 nt
Organism: Phodopus roborovskii (desert hamster)
Lineage: Eukaryota; Metazoa; Chordata; Mammalia; Rodentia; Cricetidae
Product: protein C19orf12 homolog
Exons: 3
Coding region: 118-771 (217 amino acids)
Source: RefSeq, a predicted model, not a curated record
ACUCAGGCAAUUCGAAGACAGAUAGGUGGGGGGCAGCGGGUCUUCGGGACACAAAGUCCUCUCCAGACGUUUCUCCAGUAGUUUCCAGCCAACCAGAGCCAAGCGGGGCAGAGAAGAAUGGCAUAUGCUCAGGCGAUGACCAGGGAUCUUUCCCCAGAACUGGUCGAGCUUGAGGACCAGAACCUGUGGGGACCCAGGGUCGCAGAGCCGGAAUACGAGCAGUUGGAGCCAAGGUGGAAACGGCCUGUGAGAGCCUCUGUGGAGCUGGCAAAGCGGAGCCAGCAGCGCAGUCCGCGGCGGGCCUCAGUGUCCCGGCGAUCCCAGACACCAGAACGGUCUGCCAAGAUGCCCAACGUGGUGAAUGAAAUCAUGAAGCUCCUGUGUUACAUUUCUGAGAAGAAAAAAAUGAAGGCGGCCAUCAAGCACUCUAUGAGGGGUGCCAUGGUUACAGGGAUCAUGGCCUUUGUCGGAGGUUUGGUUGGUGGCCCACCAGGAAUUGCUGUUGGUGGGACUGUUGGGGGUCUAUUAGGUGCCUGGAUGACAAGUGGACAGUUUAAGCCUGUACCUCAGAUCUUGAUGGAGCUGCCCCCUGCUGAACAGCAGAAACUGGUUAACGAAGCCAAGGCCAUCAUCUGGAACUUGGACUGGACAGACGCUAUACAGCUCAUUUCUCUGGUCAUGAGCAAUGAGGCCAUGCAGCAGAAACUCCUGGCCAUGCUAACCACUUAUAUAACCAAGAAGCUGGGGGCUGAGAUCUGCUAUGGUGACUAGGCCACUUUACCUGGGGGAUGAUUCUAUGGCUCCCAGAAAGUGACCUGGGAGUGGGGGAUACCUGACAGGUACCUCUGAGAAACCUGCAUAUCUUGAGCAUUGACUGUAGUAAGCAGGAGUGUGGGUACAUCCUGUUGGACUGUCCUCUGCUGGAGAGGUGUGUGCUCUUGAAACGUACUGGCUGUUGGCAUCCACAAACAGCUUGGGAGUACAGUUCCUGUGGCUCUCACUGAAGUUCUUACAUUGGCUGUCCAGCUGUGACAGAUGCCCCUCUUCCUGUGAAGAGGACCUCUAGGUACCUGUCACAGGAUUAGACCCCCAUAGGCUAUGGGAUCUUGGGAUUCAGAGCCAGCUCUUGCCAGGAUUGUGCUUACCUUCUGAGUGUUCCCCGUCUUCCCCCAGGGAUUUCCCCGUGGCCUUAUGAUAACAGUGGUUCCUAUUUAAGUGAAGCCACAGCUGCCAGGCACUUUCUGUACUCUGAGUCUAUCUAAUUCCCAGGCUGUCCUGAGUAACUCCGAUUAAGUUUCUAGAGUUGUUUUGCCUUCGUGUGGGAAAUCAUGGCACUUAUUUAUCUCUUCCUUUUAUUGUCAGUUCUGGGCCCUUUUGAUUCUUUAUACUUUUGUAGUGUAAGUUAAUUAACUCCAAUUUUUUUUCUUCCUGUGUUGCCUAGGCUGGACUUGAACUCUUGGCUCAAGUGAUUUUGCUACGUGCCUAUGACUGCAGGCUUGUGCCCCCAUACCCAGCUUUACCUCAAAGGCUGUUGUCUCUGCCACUUCAGAUCAGUUAGUUCUUUCAGGGUCUCUGUCCCAGACCAGUUUCCUCCCUGCACUGGUGCAAUCUACACUUCACUCGUGCGAAAAGCCAAAAUUAACGAUGAAUUGAGUUCAGAGGCCAUAACUGAGCUAGGGGCUGGGAUGCACAUCCAGGGUCCCAGAUAAGUGAAAGGCCAAAGCGAGAGCAUCUUUGAGCCCAGGAGUUCAAGACCAACCAGGACAACAUUCAGGAAGCCGGGAGAUAGGAGGUGGGGACAUAACUGAUCACCUUACUUGCCUUUUAUUUGCAAUCACAGAAUCAACAUGCAGUGGGUGCUCUGAUGAGCUGGAUUGAGGAGGAUGACAGAGGAGACUAAGGGAAGGGCAGAAAUACCAACAGGAAGGUUAACCCACGGGUAGGCACCUUAUCACCUGGGGUGAAACUGGCUCUUUUGGGAUUUGGUUAGCUUGUCUUUGAUUGCCCUAAGUGACAGCAGCUCAGAUCUGAAAAACAGCUUGUUUGAUGCUUUUCUUUCCUUGUGGUGCAGUGGAUGGAACCCAGGGCCCUGCAGGAGCUAGGUAAAUUCCACCAGUGAGCCCUACUUCAGCCCACUUUUUGUAGAUCCAAAGCAAAUGCUGUAAUGCUGAGUCUAGUCCCAGCCCUUGAGUGGCUCAGUUUUGCUUUGGCUAGUUGGUCCUAGUGCUGGAGCUCAACCAAUGACACCGGGCACAGGAUGAAACAUUUGUCCCUUCUUUUUUCCCCUAUGAGAGAUGUGCACUCAGGGAGGGAAGGAGCUGGGUGUCUUCAUUACCCCUCCUAUCACCAUGGCUUCUAUGUGGCAGACACUAUAUAUAUAUAUAUAUUGCUAUGUACUGAUGACUUUUGUAUUUCUGUUGUUUUCCUUUUUUCUUUUUUUCGUGUUUUGUCUGCAUUUAUGCAAGUACAGUAUGUAUGUGUGUGAAUCCCACAGAUGCCAGAAGGGGGCACUGGACAUCCUGAAACUGGAGUUACAGUCAUGUAGGAAGGAGCUGGGAACUGAACCCAGAACUUCUGCAAAAAGCAAUAUUGGCUAAACUACCUUCCUAACUCUAAGUAUUGGUUUUUCAAAACAGGGGGUCUCUGUGUGGUUUUGGUGAACAUCAAAUUCAUGAUCCUCCUGCCUCUAUCCCCCUAAGUGUAGGGAUUAUAGAGAUAAACCACUAUGCUGGUGCUUCUGUAAAAUUUUUGGGGGGGUCAUUAUUUUGAAAUCACUUCCUAUGGAACUCCUCUGGGAAGGGAACCUGCGACAAAGGAAAUCUAGAGUGAAUUUGCAAGCAUCUUGAAACCACAGAGCUACUAACCACUGAAGCCAAGUUCAUCCUGGAGACUCUAGAACCCAGAGCCCUCACUCAAACACCAUGUGGUUUCACUAGGGAAUUCUGGGACAUGUUUUCCACAUGAAAUAUUUUUAGUAAGUGUAUGCUGCUCCUGAAGUGACAGGAUGACAAACAGUCUUCCUUUUGGGGUCCUGGCACUGGUGGGUCUUUGAGACAGGGUUUCUCCAUGUAGCCCUGGCUGUCCUGGAACUGGCAUUGUAUCCAGGCUGACCUCAAACUCUCUGAUCUGUCUGCUCCUGCCUCCUGAGUGCUGGGAUUACAGGUGUGAGUCACUGGCUGUGGGCCACAGACAAUGUUCCUAUCCCCAAGUCUUUCCUGAUGUAUCUUCUCUUUGCUUUCAAAACUACAACCCAAAUGUCAUCAAAGUACCAAUAAAUUACUUUUCCUUGAAAAAGC